Dermochelys coriacea (leatherback sea turtle) is the source of this 4176-nucleotide messenger RNA. RefSeq names its product t-complex 11 like 1 (gene TCP11L1). Lineage: Eukaryota; Metazoa; Chordata; Testudines; Dermochelyidae. The coding region runs from base 810 to 2345 and encodes 511 amino acids. The transcript is spliced from 14 exons. The record is from RefSeq and is a predicted model, not a curated record. Gene Ontology annotation, biological process: signal transduction.
AGCGCCGCCCCCGGCCCUUGGCUGGCUGCAGCGUCGCAGCAUCUUCCCGGCCCUGCUGCUGCUGCUGCUGCUGCCGCGGCUCCAGUUUCCCGGCUCAGAGCCAUGACGCCGCCCUGCGCGGGGCUGGCCGCUGCCGGCCUUUUGCAAAGCCCCCGCGCACCGUAGCCCGGCACCGGAGCGAGCAGCGGGGCCCGGCGUGCGGCGGAGAGCUGCGGGCGCCCGUCCGCCCACCCUCCGCCUCCCUGCCGGUGCCUGGAGUCGCUGUGGCUGCCGGCGCCCAGGGGGUUCCCCAGCCCGCCGCCCAGUAGGUCAGCUCCAGCAGCAUAGUGUGUCCCAGGGCAUCAUAUUACAGCACUGCGUGGAAGGAUUAAUAAAGCAAGUUUUUUCUACAGCAUCCAUCAUUGUACUCAUCUUCUAGAUGCCUUUUUGUCAUCAGACCUCCUCCUAAUUGCUGCAUUGUUCACUGUAGCUGUGACCCAUCAUUCUCCAGGCCUGAGACCCUUUGCUCUACCCUUUCUGCUCAAGGAACAUCCUGGCCUAUGCUCCAGUUUUCCUUUAGUAGCCUUGAGGUGAUCCUGGGACGGUUUCUCUUGCUGACGGCCUGACUUUUUCAUCUUUUGCAGCUUGUGGUCCACAGAUAUUAAGUGAAAAACUAGAUUCUGCAUUGAUAUACCUCACUAUCUUAAGGUUGAUUACACUGAGUUCUGAUAAUAAGUCAGUGCAGAAUUUGGCUACAGUUCUGGAACAUAUGAGCAAAACGCUUUAUUACACUCCUUAGUAGGGAUAAUUUCUAAAAUGAAACAUUGAAAAUGUCUCAGGAACCUGAUAUUCCAUAUACAAGUGCAAAAAAAUCAGGUGAUUCAGAGGAUAUCAAAGAGGACAGCUUGAACAACCCAGAUCAGUCUAUGAGAGCAAGGAUACGACAAAGUUCCUCAAGUCCACGCAGGUCCAACACAGCUCAAUCUAGUCCCCCUCGGCUUGUGUCGAUGGAAGAGCUGAUGGAAACAGCGAAAGGAGUUUCUAAUAUGGCAUUAGCACAUGAAAUUGUAGUCAAUGGAGGCUUCCAGAUUAAACCAGCUGAACUACCAGAAGGCAGCCUGGAGAAAACCGUAAAAGAGAUUGUACACAAAGCUUUUUGGGAUUGUCUGGAAGCCCAGUUAAGCGAAGAUCCACCAACAUACGAUCAUUCAAUUAAACUUGUGGGGGAGAUUAAAGAGACUCUUCUAUCUUUCUUAUUGCCUGGUCAUACCAGAUUAAGAAAUCAGAUUACUGAAGUUCUGGAUCUGGAUCUGAUAAAGCAGGAGGCAGUGAAUGGGGCCCUGGAUAUUUCUAAGCUGGCAGAAUUCAUCAUUGGAAUGAUGGGAACCCUUUGUGCUCCAGUUAGAGAUGAGGAAAUUAAGAAACUGAAAGACAUUCAUGAAAUAGUCCCACUAUUCAGAGCAAUUUUCUCUGUAUUAAACUUAAUGAAAAUGGACAUGGCUAACUUUGCUGUCAGUAGCAUUAGGCCGCAUUUAAUGCAACAAUCUGUUGAAUACGAAAGAGAGAAGUUUCAGAGGAUUUUUGAGAAACAGCCAAAUUCUCUAGACUUUGUCACUGACUGGCUGCAAGAAGCAUCAGAUGAUCUUGCCAAUUUGAGGUGUAAAAAUCCACCUUCCCCUGGUGUUGGUGCUGCAGCUAGUGGAGUUCCUGUAUUGUGUCCUGCUGCUGUACAGAAUUGGGCCUAUCUAAAGCUGCUUAAGUGGGAUCAUGUGCACAGGCCUUUCCCAGAAACAUUGUUAAUGGACCACACCCGCUUUCAGGAAAUGCAGCUGGAACUGGAACAGCUCACCUUGACGGGUGCUAUCCUCCUGGUCAUGUUCAAUGUAGCAGGUGCAGCACUUUCCAAUCUGCCAGGGUUUGCUGACAAAAUCAAAACCAUUAUAAAGGUGUUGUUGAUGGGAAUGCACUUUCCCUCCUUUAACCUGAGUGAAUCUUUGGCUACUGUUGGUGAGAAGGUCUGUGCUGAAGUUAGUAGCUGUCUUUCCCAACAUGGAUUCAUGCCAUUGACAACUGAGAAAGAGAUUGCGCUUAAAGGACAGAUCCAGACAUUGGGAAACUCUGAUAACACCAUAUGCAAAUUGAUAGAUUCUCGAAUUCAGGGAUUUUUGGAGAGCUAUCUGGCUUCUGGUCAUCAGAAAUCGUUUCCUGCUAUUCCUGGGGGAUUAGGGCCUAUUCAAAGAGAGAUGGAAGAAAUUGCUGUCAAGUAUGUUCGCCUUGUCAACUAUAACAAGAUGGUGUUUAGCCCUUACUAUGAUGUGAUCCUCAGCAAACUACUGAAUAAGGAAGAAUCCCAAUUGUUAGGGUAGUCAGAAGAAUCAUCAUACCAGUUUGUAUGCUAACAAAAUUGCAAUUAACUUGGCUUUUGAAAAUGGCAUUCCAUUAAAACAUAGUUUUAUUACUGUAACUCAAUAGCACUGAGUCUGAAGGGGAAAAUUAUGUAUAAGUUGGAAUAAUUCAAAUGGUAAAUAGAUGCAUUUUUAGCACAAGUAUUCAUGCUAAGGAUAUGUUUGUUAAUUUUAUGGCUAUAGUUUUUGCUACUGAGCAGAUGUUAGAUAAGACUAAACAAUUGUACAAACAGACUGCAUUUUUAAAUUGCUGAUUUUGUGGGGGGGCUUUUUGUAGCAUUCUAACUCUCCAAUUUACCAUGAAGUUAGUGUGUGCGUUCAUCUAGAGAAGAUUAGGCAAGGUCUCUUCCAUAUUGAGUGAUUUGGCCUUCUGAAAUCCUAUUUUAACAACUGAAGAAAUAAUUUAAAAUUUGAGAUGUAAGAAACUUGAAUAAUGGUAGUUAAGAGCAGGUACAAACAUUGCAUUUUAUUGUAAUAAAAUAUAAGUCUUUCUGCUAAUCACAUUUUUUUCAUUUGCUCUCUAUCUGCAAAUAAGUUACCAAAAACAUGAUAUAAUUAUAUUUUGUAGUGAAUUUUCUGGUUAUCAGAUAACUCUCUUCCUCUAUGUACAGUGUUACAAGGGUGACAGUCUCUAAGAUUGCAGCUGAAUUUAUCUCUUUGUAAAACUUUCAGAUGGGCCAAGAGAAAUGUUUUGAAAAGAGUGGCAUUUCUUGCCUUUUGUUUGCUGGUAGUUUGCUCCUUUUUAUGUGAAAUACUAAAGUAAACAUUUUCAGAAGAUGGAUAAAGACUUGUGCAUUGAAUUCAGGCUUAAGGAAAUUUCCUCAUUUUUUCCCUAAGAUUCUGUGGCUUACUAGACAAUUGUAUAUGUUCAUAGUUUCAGAAAUAUCACUGAAAUUGAAACAUACCAAGAAUUUCUUAAACAGUCAUUUUAAAAGGUAUAGUAGGAAAUGAACUAUUUAAAGUCAUGGGAAAAUGUUAGUGUUUCAGAUGCUUUUUCACUUUUUACAGAUGUUCUUGAACUCUUGAAGUAUUUUAGAUACUUGAGAAGAUAACUAGCAAGAUGUCCUCUAACUGCACUCUGAAGGAUUUCUGAUCUUAGUAAUUCAUAAAAUAUUGAAAUUUAAACUUUUCUUGGAAGUAAAUAUAAGGUUUAUAUAUGUUAAAAGCAACAUUGAAACUUUCUUCAACUGAUAGAGCCCAUCAGGUUUUGGGUAAGAAAUGGUUGCCAAAGUUCUUAGGUAAUAUAAGGUGAAAGGAGUUCAUGUUAAUAAAUGAUAGGCUGGUACCUUGUCCUAAGAGUUUUGGGGCAGUGGGGUGGGGGCACGCUAUGAUAAAAAUUGAAUAUUUACUGUAUUCUAAAAUGAAGAAUUUAAAAGGUGGCCUCUUUUGAUACUAUUGAUUAAUAAAAUAAUGAAUGUGACUGACUAGUGAUGGUGGUGAUAGGAAGGGAGGUAGCCUGGAGUACUUAUUCUAAUGUUUACACUUCCCUUUGCAUUUUGAAAUUUCAGUAGUUCCUAGGGCUUGAACUGAGAUCAGAUAUAUGGCUCUAACAGUUUUCUGCUCUAUGGGGAAGAUGGAAUAAAAUAACAAUAGCUUUACUUACUUGAUGUAUCCCCACAUUAGCGUAUUAAUUCAAUCUCAAACUUUGGAUGAAACAAAGCUUACCUCAUUUUUAUGAUUACAAAACUAAUGACAAUAUUAGAAAACCAUUUUUUUUGUUGGAUGGUUCUUUUGGUUGAACUCCUGAAAAUAUAUAUUUUGAACAUUCUUUAGUAAAUUGAAAAUAAGUAGC